AUGCCUACUCCUGGGGGAAAGAUCGCUUAUCGGGUCCCAGCGGGCGUUCCACGUCAAGAUCCCUUGCGGACUGGUAGCAGGACACCCGGAAUCAUGACCUCAUCUCUCGCUAUACAGGCUCACACUGAAGAGAUCAAGAAUACUAGUGCUCAGGAGCCUGCGAUCCCGACAAAACACCCUGCCGAGGAUGUAUCUACGGAGCAUGGCCGUCGUCGAGGAGAACGAAUCACUUCGCGGAGACACUCGUUUAUGCACUACGUCCUUGUGAACAACACGUCCGGAGGCGCGGCGUCUAGGAACAGCUGA
Molecule: messenger RNA, 306 nt
Organism: Postia placenta MAD-698-R-SB12
Lineage: Eukaryota; Fungi; Basidiomycota; Agaricomycetes; Polyporales; Adustoporiaceae
Exons: 3
Coding region: 1-306 (101 amino acids)
Source: RefSeq, a predicted model, not a curated record